GCGGCGCCCGGGAACAUGUGGGUGAACCCCGAGGAGGUGCUGCUGGCCAACGCGCUGUGGAUCACCGAGAGAGCCAACCCCUAUUUCAUCCUGCAGCGGAGGAAGGGGCACGCGGGCGAUGGAGGCGGCGGCGGCGGACUGGCGGGUCUCCUGGUGGGCACCCUUGAUGUCGUGCUGGACUCCAGUGCCCGGGUCGCUCCUUACCGAAUCCUGUACCAGACCCCAGACUCCUUGGUCUAUUGGACCAUUGCCUGUGGUGGUUCUAGAAAAGAAAUCACUGAACACUGGGAAUGGCUUGAGCAGAAUCUGCUGCAGACACUCUCCAUCUUUGAAAAUGAGAAUGAUAUCACCACAUUUGUGAGAGGCAAAAUACAGGGCAUCAUUGCAGAGUAUAACAAAAUCAAUGAUGUGAAGGAGGACGAUGACACGGAGAAGUUCAAGGAAGCCAUCGUGAAAUUCCAUAGGCUGUUUGGAAUGCCUGAGGAAGAGAAACUCGUCAACUACUAUUCCUGCAGCUACUGGAAGGGGAAGGUCCCCCGUCAGGGCUGGAUGUACCUCAGCAUUAAUCACCUCUGCUUUUAUUCUUUUCUAAUGGGAAGGGAAGCCAAGCUGGUGAUCCGGUGGGUGGACAUCACGCAGCUGGAGAAGAACGCCACGCUGCUUCUGCCUGAUGUGAUCCAAGUGAGCACGAGAUCCAGUGAACAUUUCUUCUCCGUGUUUCUCAACAUCAAUGAGACCUUCAAGUUAAUGGAGCAGCUCGCCAACAUUGCCAUGAGGCAGCUCUUAGACAAUGAGGGGUUUGAGCAAGACCGAUCCCUGCCCAAACUGAAAAGGAAAUCUCCUAAAAAGGUGUCCGCUCUAAAACGCGACCUUGAUGCCAGGGCAAAGAGUGAGAGAUACCGUGCGCUUUUCCGGCUGCCCAAGGAUGAGAAGUUGGACGGCCACACAGACUGCACCCUGUGGACGCCUUUCAACAAGAUGCAUAUUUUGGGACAGAUGUUUGUGUCCACAAACUACAUCUGCUUUACCAGCAAGGAGGAGAACCUGUGCAGCCUCAUUAUUCCUCUCCGAGAGGUGACGAUUGUCGAAAAGGCAGACAGCUCCAGCGUGCUCCCCAGUCCAUUAUCCAUCAGCACCAGGAACAGGAUGACCUUCCUGUUUGCCAAUUUGAGAGACAGAGACUUUCUAGUACAGAGGAUCUCUGAUUUCCUGCAACAGACCACCUCCAAAAUAUACUCUGACAAAGAGUUCGCUGGAAGCUACAACAGUUCAGAUGAUGAGGUGUAUUCUCGGCCCAGCAGCCUCCUUUCCUCCAGCCCCCAGAGGAGUACCAGCUCCGACGCCGAUGGAGAGCGCCAGUUUAACCUCAACGGCAACAGUGUCCCCACGGCCACACAGACCCUGAUGACCAUGUAUCGGCGGCGGUCUCCUGAGGAGUUCAACCCCAAAUUGGCCAAAGAGUUUUUAAAAGAGCAAGCCUGGAAGAUUCAUUUUGCUGAGUACGGGCAAGGGAUCUGCAUGUACCGCACGGAAAAGACCCGGGAGCUCGUGCUGAAGGGCGUGCCAGAGAGCAUGCGUGGGGAGCUCUGGUUGCUGCUGUCAGGUGCCAUCAACGAGAAGGCCACGCAUCCCGGCUACUAUGAAGACCUUGUGGAGAAGUCCAUGGGAAAGUAUAAUCUCGCCACUGAGGAGAUUGAGAGGGACCUCCACCGUUCCCUCCCAGAACACCCUGCCUUCCAGAACGAAAUGGGCAUCGCUGCUCUGAGGAGAGUCUUAACAGCUUACGCUUUUCGAAACCCUAACAUAGGGUACUGCCAGGCCAUGAACAUUGUCACAUCAGUGCUGCUGCUUUAUGCCAAAGAGGAGGAAGCUUUCUGGCUGCUGGUGGCUCUGUGUGAACGCAUGCUUCCUGAUUACUACAACACCAGGGUGGUCGGUGCCCUGGUGGACCAGGGUGUCUUCGAGGAACUUGCCCGGGACUAUGUCCCGCAGCUGUACGACUGCAUGCAGGACCUGGGCGUGAUCUCCACCAUCUCCCUGUCCUGGUUCCUCACGCUCUUCCUCAGCGUCAUGCCCUUUGAGAGUGCGGUUGUCGUGGUCGACUGUUUCUUCUAUGAAGGAAUCAAAGUGAUAUUCCUUGGCCUGGCUGUGCUGGACGCCAAUGUGGACAAACUUUUGAACUGCAAGGACGACGGGGAGGCCAUGACCGUUUUGGGAAGGUAUUUGGACAGCGUGACCAACAAAGACAGUACGCUGCCCCCCAUCCCUCACCUCCACUCCCUGCUCAGCGAUGACGUGGAGCCCUAUCCUGAGGUCGACAUCUUCAGACUCAUCAGAACGUCCUAUGAGAAAUUUGGAACUAUCCGGGCAGAUUUAAUUGAGCAGAUGAGAUUCAAACAGAGACUGAAGGUGAUCCAGACGCUGGAGGAUACUACGAAAAGGAAUGUGGUACGAACUAUCGUCACAGAAACUUCCUUUACGAUUGAUGAGCUAGAAGAACUUUAUGCUCUUUUCAAGGCAGAGCAUCUAACAAGCUGCUACUGGGGUGGGAGCAGCAACGCACUGGACCGGCACGACCCCAGCCUGCCUUACCUGGAGCAGUACCGCAUCGACUUUGAGCAGUUCAAGGGCAUGUUUGUUCUGCUCUUUCCCUGGGCCUGCGGAACCCACUCUGACGUGCUGGCCUCCCGCUUAUUCCAGUUACUGGACGAAAAUGGAGACUCUCUGAUCAACUUCCGAGAGUUUGUCUCUGGGCUGAGUGCCGCAUGCCAUGGGGACCUCACGGAGAAGCUCAAACUCCUGUACAAAAUGCAUGUCUUGCCUGAGCCGUCCUCUGAUCAAGACGAGCCAGAUUCUGCUUUUGAAGCAACUCAGUACUUCUUUGAAGAUAUCACCCCAGAAUGCACACAUGUGGUUGGGUUGGACAGCAGAAGCAAACACAGUGUAGACGAUGGCUUUGUCACAGUGAGUCUAAAGCCGGACAGAGGGAAGAGAGCAAAUUCUCAAGAAAAUCGUAAUUAUCUGAGACUCUGGACGCCAGAAAAUAAAUCUAAAUCAAAGAAUGCAAAAGAUUUACCCAAAUUGAAUCAGGGGCAGUUUAUCGAGCUGUGUAAGACGAUGUAUAACAUGUUCAGCGAGGACCCCAACGAGCAGGAGCUGUACCACGCCACGGCAGCAGUGACCAGCCUCCUGCUGGAAAUCGGGGAGGUGGGCAAGCUCUUCGCCGGCCAGCCUACCAAGGAGGGUGGCAGCGGGGGCAGCGGGCCGUCUUGCACCCAGGGCAUCCCUGCUGGCAUGCUCUUCCCCAAGAAAGGGCCGGGCCAGCCUUACGGGUCAGAGUCUGUGGAGCCCCUCCCAGCCAGCUUGGCGGGGGAUGGUGAGGAACACUCCCUGGGGGGACAGAUGGAGGACAUUAAGCUGGAGGACUCCUCACCCCGGGACAACGGGGCCUGCUCCUCCAUGCUCAUCUCUGAUGACGACACCAAGGAUGACAGCUCCAUGUCCUCGUACUCGGUGCUGAGUGCCGGCUCCCACGAGGAGGACAAGCUGCACUGCGAGGACAUUGGCGAGGACACAGUCCUGGUGCGCAGCGGCCAGGGCACAGCCGCGCUGCCCCGGAGCACCAGCCUGGACCGGGACUGGGCCAUCACCUUUGAGCAGUUUCUGGCUUCCCUUCUCACUGAGCCAGCCCUGGUGAAGUACUUUGAUAAGCCCGUGUGCAUGAUGGCCAGGAUCACGAGUGCAAAAAACAUCCGGCUGAUGGGCAAGCCUCUCACCUCAGCCAGUGACUACGAGAUCUCGGCUGUGUCGGGCUGAAUCCCUGGGGACCAGGACAAUGGGGGUCGGGGGGAAGGGUUUUUUUUAUGUUCUGUGUUGGGGUUUCUUUCUUCCUUUUAAAUUAAAUAUUUAUUAGUAUCCGGCUUGAAGCCUAGUGUUUUCAUGAUAUAAUACAAUGAAAACUGUUGGAGAAAUAUUUAAACACCUCGAUGUAGGUACAGUAUACAACACUCUUGUUGGGGGGACGGGAUUUACCAGAAUAUAGUUUAUUCAGUGAAUUCCAAAAAAAGAUGAAUCUGUCCGUGAUAUGUGUGUAUUAUAACUUCUUAAUCUUGCUGUUGAGCUGUAUACAUGGUUUAAAAAAAAUACAUAGUGCUGUUUAACGCUGAGUAAGGCAGCAGCCAUUGUGUAUUUGGGCUUUUUAGAUAAAAUUAGAGCUGUAAGAAAAGCGGAAUGCGACAAACACAGAAUGUUCUUAAAUGAAAUAGGCAUUGUCAGCUGGGGUGAAUCCUGUACCACUUUUAGGGAGCAUUACAGAUAUUUUUUAAGAUUUGAAAUCUAUUUCAUAAAUAUCCUCUAUCAAAAAAUCGUAUUCAACAGAUGUUCCCACUUGAGGUUCUAAGCAGUUAUGAAAGUGUCAGUGACUUUUACAUGAUGCCAGAAUAACACCUGUAUUUAUCAAUCCAGACAAAUACCAAUUUUGCAUUAAAAAAAAAACUGAUUAUUUAAGUCACCUGGCCAAAAAUUCAGGAGAAAUGAACUGUCCUUUGUUAUAGAGAAUCUGAAAGUGGCAACAAAAUUGACAAGAAGGCUCAGGAUUUUUUUGGGGGUGCAGUGGGGGAAAAGUAAAAGUAUUGAUGCUUCUCAUACUGGAUUUUCAGCUUCUUGUUACUCGUUGCAAAUAAAGCAAAAAAUAAAACAAUAAAGUUUGCCAUGUCCAUACUCUCCAUAGGUUCAGGAAAUUGUACCAUGUAUCAUAUAUGACCAUGUUUCCAGUUAAAUCAAUGUAGAGAUAAUGUAAACUGAAAAGAAAAAAAAAAAAACCCUGCAAGAUAACCUAACGGAAUGUUUAUAAAGCUGAACUUGUCACUUUAUAUAAGAGAAUAGUAUGCUCUAUUUCCUGAAAGGACUUGGAAAUGAAAACUAUCGCACCUGCACUUUGUAUUCUUGCUUCCUUUUUUAAUUACUAUUAUAGUUUUGUCUUUUACAGAUGUUGGAAGUUUUUUCUUCUUGUUUAAUUCAUAAUCAUGGUCACAUUUUCUUGGUUUAUUCAGAAUAUUUCCUUCCAAUGCAUUCCUUUAUUUUAGUAUUCAUUGUGUCUUUAUUUUAGCUCUUGCUGCUGUUUUUUAUUUUGUUUACAGAAUGAUUUUUUAAACUGUCCAAUGAAAUAGUGUUAACCUCAAAUAGGAUAAAUGUGAACCAAUAAAAUCCAUCAGAUACCCAGAUGUGGACUUUA
Phacochoerus africanus (Common warthog) is the source of this 5233-nucleotide messenger RNA. RefSeq names its product TBC1 domain family member 9 (gene TBC1D9). The record is from RefSeq and is a predicted model, not a curated record. Gene Ontology annotation, molecular function: calcium ion binding. Lineage: Eukaryota; Metazoa; Chordata; Mammalia; Artiodactyla; Suidae.